AUGUCCGCCGGAGUGAGGGAAAGAGGAGGAUGGCAAGAGUAUUGCGCAUACACGUGGACGAAACGGGACAUGGAGAUCAAGCGGGAGCCAGACAAUCUCACGAACGGCAACUCAGCCAUACCGCGAGCGACAACCAUUCGGCGACAUUAUGCAACAUGCGCGAAUGCGCGCAUUCGCGGACGGAAGAGCUUUUCCGCAGCAGACAUUGGAUACCGAUACCAUGGUCAUGAUCAGAUCACUGGCAAGCUGGCGGACAUGCGCGGCAUGGUUGAAGAGCUCGAGGACGAGGAAGUUUCGAGCGAGCGGACAGCAGUUUCGAGCGGGACAAGGAACGGAUACUCAGCCCGAGUCGCCAGCAGUGCCGAGGACAGCCACCUGGAGACGGCGCAUACGGCACAGUGUGACGGGCGAGGCGGCAUCGAGCUCAGCAUUAUAUCACAUCUCGCUUCCCACCGUAUCCCACACCUCACCGGCGCGAACUCGAAGUCUGGAAUCAACGCCAGGCUCGACAUUAUCGCUUCCUCCGACACAGCCGACCGACAUAAAGGCUGA
Messenger RNA from Zymoseptoria tritici IPO323, 552 nucleotides. RefSeq lists its product as uncharacterized. The transcript is spliced from 2 exons. Lineage: Eukaryota; Fungi; Ascomycota; Dothideomycetes; Mycosphaerellales; Mycosphaerellaceae. Bases 1 to 552 code for a protein of 183 amino acids. The record is from RefSeq and is a predicted model, not a curated record.